CAACAGACAUCACUUCCGCUCGUAGUGAUAAGUUGCUGAAACUGGAGAAAAUUUGUUAGAUCAAGAAAAACAGCACCAAUCUGAUCAGAAGAAAAACUGAUGGUUAUAUGAGCUCUUCAAAUAUUGGUCUAAGAUGCUCCAAAAGCUGUUGUUCAUCUUGACUGUCAUUAAAAUGACAAGCUGCGAGUAUAUAGAACUUGAUGGCAUGAUUAACUUCUCCAUCAGUGUACAAGACAACUUCACUGGAGAGGCUGGUUUGUGCAUCAGAGCAUUCUGUUCUUUCACUGUUCCUCAAAAUGUCUCAGAACCCAUUAGGACAACAUGGUUCAAAGGAGAUCCACAAAACCCAACUGAUGAAGUUCCUUAUAUGACCAUUAAUAAAUACAUAUCUGGUGUAAGAGAGUGCAGCUUUAUGCUAAACAACUUGGUUCAGGGUGACUCUGAUGGUGAAUACAGAUUGAAACUGGAGUGGGGACAAGGAAAUGUGCAUAUCUUUCCUCAGACAGUGAGAAUUACUGUGAAAGAGCUCACCCAGAAACCAACUAUAAAAGUCCCAAAACUUACAGCAGGAAAGAAGGCUGAGAUAUCCUGCAAAGUUCCAGGGGACUGCGUGAAUCCCUCAGCAGAUAUUGUAUGGGACGGGAUUGAGCCUGAUAAAGUUAAACAUGGAGCUUUUAGAGUGCCUGGCAGGGAAGAGCACUCUUCAAUAAUGACUUUCCAUCCUGAGCCUGAACAUCAAAAUACUAAGAUCACCUGCACAGUCAUUUUUCAAAAAAGCAUACGGACUGAAAGUACUGUGAUCCUUAAAGUACGAUAUGCUCCUAAAAUCCUGAAUAGCUCCCGUUGUUUGGUGUUGGGUGAUGAAUUGACUUGCAUGUGUGUCAGCAGUGGUGUGCCAUUAUCCCAGAUAUACUGGCCGAUAUUAGACGGCAUCAAUAAAUAUUACAGUACUGCUUCAGCAGAGAACACCAUCAGCAUCAGCAACAUCUCCAUUUCUGGUUUCAGGAACAUCAACACUACUGUUAAAUGUUUCAGUAAGAAUCUCAUUGGUACGGCAAAAAUGGAAAUUCAGGUCCAGAGUCAUGCUGAAAAACCCAAAGUAAACUGGAGUUUGUCCACCUCUUGGAUAUUCUUUACCCUUUCAGCUGUUGUAAAUGUCAUCUUCACUUGCUGUUUGACUGUUGUCCUACGAAGGAGAGAAAAACUUAAGAAACCAAAAGAUGACAACCAUAUCUACAUGACUUCAAUGGCAAGAGAGGAAUCGAUGUAUGAGACAAUUGAAAUGUCUUCAGAGAGAUCGUAGUAGCUACUUUGAUCAGCAGCACAUUACAGCUGAAAUAACAAAACUUUUUCUUUUUUACAUAUAUUUUGGACUCUAUUUUUUUGUUUGUGUUAAGGACAUAGUCCACAAAAAAAUUACAAUUCUUUCAUCAUUUACUCACCCUCAUGCUAUCCCAGAUGUAUAGGUGUGCUGUUCACAUAGCGGCAUAGCGGCAAUUGCUUUCGAAUCGCUCUAGUGGUGUUUUGAUAUGUCAUAUACCCAUCGAUCUGCGCAGGGCCGCUUUAAGUCGAACGCAAUACACCUUCUUUCUUCAGAUAAACAAAACGUCACAAAUAAAUACUAUUAAAUCUUAAUUUUGGAAAAAAAUAUUUGUAUUAAAAAUCUUUAAAUUAACUGGCUUUUUAUUAAUGCAAUACAGUGAAUGGCAGCUGUCUGUGGUCUCCCAAUGGCUUACAUUAUUGGCAGUUUAUUAGUGUUAAAGUCCCCCUUUAGUCAAUAAUACCCUUAAAACUCAACUUUCACCAAAAUUACAUAUUUAAAAGUUUUUUUCCUUUGAAAAAAAAUCUUAAUGCCUUAAAAUAGCUUAACUCUACACCAUUGCCUCAUUUAAUAUACACGGACGGAUCUAUGGAUAUGAUAGUUAGCCCCUCAUCCACUCAAUCGCACGAGCUCAGACGAGAUCCACUCGGUCAAAUUACUGAGGUAAACGCUGCACAAUGGUAAUGCUUUUUACAACGUCGGACACAUAACAGUAAUUAAUAUGAUUAGCGUUUUGCUUGACUAUGUUAUCAAACAGCUAAUAAUGUGUUGCUAAUGCUACACAAACCAUGUUCACAUUCACAGUCAGACAGCUGCCUUCAACAGUCAGUAUCCUUAGAAACGCUUUGAACACCUUAAUGUCAGUGAAGAUAUAUAGUUCAUCAUAACAUCGUAAUAUGCAUCAUACACUCGCCAUUUUGCUAAAUCUACCAUAUUAUAUCAACAGAAAAAUAUUCCGGGAUAACCUUCUUUUGAAGGUUAGUUCCCUUGCGCGGUCAGUCAGUUAAUGAUAUGCUAAAGCCCGCCGGCACAUUGACGUGAUUGGUUACAAGGACGUUUUAAAGAGAAAAUACUCAGCAUUGGUGUUGACUUAUGAAUUUGCACAUGGUUUGUCUUAAACCAUGUUAAAAACACGAAAGAUUUAAACGUGUUAUUAAAUAUUAUGUGUUAUAAAUAUUACAUGGCAGUUGAGAUAGCCUUACUUGGAUGCAGCCUUCCAUUUGAAAAGCUCCCACGGUUCGCAUGUAAACUUAUUUUUGUGAUAUAUGUAUACCCUGAAAUGUUUAUGUUAAAUAAAAAUAAAUAAAUAAAUAUUGUUUGCAGGUGUACACUUUACUAUCCCAUGAAGCCACAGGAGAGAAUUUGUGUAUGGCAGUGAAGCGACUCAACCAUGAUGCACGAUAAUAACAACAUGGCGAACGUAGUACUUCUGGAUUACAUUCACACAUUCAUGCUAUAUAGUACAUACUUUUUUAGAGGCCGUGAAGUAAUUAUUCAAAUUAAGUACCUACUCUAGAUUAUGGUAUUUUGGACACAGCUUUCGGCUCACAGAUGGGUUAUUUUUCUAAAA
Molecule: messenger RNA, 2891 nt
Organism: Megalobrama amblycephala (Wuchang bream)
Lineage: Eukaryota; Metazoa; Chordata; Actinopteri; Cypriniformes; Xenocyprididae
Product: sialic acid-binding Ig-like lectin 7
Exons: 7
Coding region: 134-1303 (389 amino acids)
Source: RefSeq, a predicted model, not a curated record